Cydia amplana is the source of this 2475-nucleotide messenger RNA. RefSeq lists its product as uncharacterized. Lineage: Eukaryota; Metazoa; Arthropoda; Insecta; Lepidoptera; Tortricidae. The transcript is spliced from 13 exons. The record is from RefSeq and is a predicted model, not a curated record. Bases 65 to 2434 code for a protein of 789 amino acids.
CUAUCAGAUACAUUACGCACCGACCACGGCACUCCCGCGUAUAAACAUACUUAGGUUAAAACAAAUGAACACAGUGAACAUGAGUAAAUCCAUAGUGCUUGUAGUCAUAACUUUAAUUUGUGCCGUGAGUGAAGGCGUGGUUUUCUCCAGCCUGCCGGAGCACCUCCUACCAUGUUACCGCGGCGGCGGGCCAGCCCUCGGGGCGCCGCGGCGGCUCGACGUCUUUCUGUCCCUGUUGAAGAAGCUAGAGGUCAACCAGGCACUGGAUAUGAGACUGUUCAGUACUUCGUUGCUUAGAAGCUUUCGCCUAGACGGUAUAGAAGAAGCUGCGAACGCUGUGGAAACAGAGUUCGUCACCCCUUACCGAGCCUCCGGUUUCCAGUUCAACAAGUACAAACUCCUAAUGGACUUGUUUCUGCCGACUCAGAACCUCUUGGACCCGGAGGUCCUGUCGGUUGAGGAGAAGUGUCUGCUCCACGUGAUGUUGAGUGGGUCGGUGCGGCGUUGGGAGAGGGGAGACGAGGACAGAGUCUGUCCUUUAGCGAGUGAGCAGAUGCAGCAUUUGGCGCUAAAUGAGAGCAGAGUGAUCAGCAGAUGCCCGAUAGAAGUGGGCGUGAUAAAGACUGAUUGGGGCUCCAUAUCGGCGGGUACUCUCGUGGCGGCCGUGGCCGCAGCCCUAGAGCCGCAGCGGGUGGCGGUCGCGGACAUCCUGAACGCGGACGUGUACAAGGCCGACGUGGCCGAGCCGCUCAUGGUGGAAGCUAAGGAGUGGUACGCGGAUAUAGAGACGCUAAAUGUCGAUGAGAAGAGGGAUGUGGCUGAUAUUAGUAAUUUGUAUGUGGCUACUUUAGCAGGUGAUUUAGCAGAGGUAGUAGUAAACCAAGGCCCCCGAGUGGGCUCGGUGUCGCAGCGUCUGGUGGUCGGCACCAACAACCGCUGGAACGACACGAUGCUGCCUCGGAACUACUACAUGUAUCCGCAGAACAGCUCUGUCGUGGAUUGGCAAAUCACCGAUGCUGAAAUAUUGGCUGGCAUCGAUGGUUUAAUAUUAGCAAGCUACUUACCCACAUGGAUUUCUCAAAGGAACUCCCUUCGGCUCUCCCAAGUGCUCGACAUGUAUUACUCCGACGCGGGCGUGUCGUUCGAGCCACGAGUGAAGGCGUGCAACCGUCAGUCGCUGUUCAAAACCAUCGUGGACAGCGGCACUAUAGCUACGGAAACUUCUCGGUUUGCGCAUGUGCUGUAUCUCACUCAGGGCGGAGUGUACAUUCCCGUGGAGAAGAUGAAUCGGAUCAGUGAUGCCGCUGUUUCUGCUUUUACUGAAUACCUUACUACACUUUUUAGCCAAUAUAACAGAGAAUGUAAAGGCCCGAGCAGUGUUCCUCAGAUGAAUCUCGUGAUCGCGACGGAUGCUGCGUGGAAACAAUACGAUGUCGAACAAUUUGUCUCAUGGGUGGGAGGCGCACUGGAGUUAGAUUUAGAACGCAGCACGUUAGGGUUGGUGCACGGGAACACCGGCCGAUGGAUCGCUCCUCCGGCACACAACCUGACCACUGUGUUCACACACAUUAGCAACUUCACUGACGAUUGGCCAAAUCGCAUGAACAUCCCAAACGUAAUUUCAACUAUGAUCCAGCAUGGACAAAACCAGUCCAUCCUUGAGCAGAACAGCAGCGCUGCCUUAAGCACAGUGGUCCUCAUAGUCAGUCCAAGCGAUCGUCCGUCUGCCAACGAUGUCGAAGGGGCCAGGGAACUGAUGAACUCCUUGAGGAGAUCCUUCUUCGAUAUAUACUUCGCUUACGUUGCGUUGGACUUGGUGCCGUUUCAGAAUAUCAAUAAAGAGUAUAUGGAUUAUUCUGAGAUAUUUUUACAGACAGAAUCGUCAACCGUCAUGGAUAUAGUAAAUGCUGUUGAUCUCUACUUGAAGGAGAAUGACCUCCCGACCAGAAUCAUCGGCGCCCAAUGCCCGUACAACGACACCGUCUUUGACUUGGUCCCGUACGAGGAUUUCGUGUUGGCGCCAGGCGUAAAACGGUCAUAUCGCAUACAUCCGUUUUUUUUGAGGGAGCAAUCGUUGAUCAAUGUACAGUUUCGUAAUCAAGGUCACGGAGAACUUUUGGUUUGUAGUUGGCGUGGUGCAGAAGCGUCACGUAGCUGCCAAACUAUUCCUCAAAGAAAUCUGCACACAUUUAAUGUCACUACACCUUGUCCGUCGAUAGACUUCUGCAUUCCAGUAAAUUUCGAAGUAAGCGCGUCGGCUACAGAAAAUUUUUGCGCAAAUAACGAUUGCCGCUUUCCAAACCAAGUGGGUUAUUAUAUACAGCAUUCAGGCUUGCGGUGUCUGCCUCUACGUGGAUCCGCGUCAAGAAUUUCUCUUCAUUGGAAACUGCAAUUAUUUAUUUAUUUUAUAAUUGUAUGUGUUUAUGGACUGUAAGGACUCUGUUAAGGCUUUGUGAAUAAAAUAUUUUAGAUCUG